AUAAUUAACAAAGCGGAAACUAAUCUAAAACCCUACAAGAUUCAUUUGGGAGAGAGCUGACCUGAGAGUCGUGCAACCGAGCAAGAGAAACAGCGACUAUGGGAAGAUCAGCUCUGAUUCACUUGAUUCGCUCUCAGUCUCGCCGUCUCUCUUCCUCCUCCUCAUCCUCCUUCACUUCAGGAUAUGGCCGGUCAGUAGCAGGGACAUGGUCACCAUCACCACCAUCAUCAUCAGUGAUCUCUAAGGUCAGAUUCCCAGAGGCACAAUCUCUAUACCAGAGAAGCUGGGCAUCAUCUAGAGCCGCCCAAGAUGAUGAUGAUGAGCACAAGAUCAGCAUCGGACCACUAGACAAGAACGAUGGAGGAGUGAUUUACUACGGCCCAAUCUCAUCAACCAUAAAGAAAGUCAAACUCCUCUCUCUCUCCACUUGCUGCCUCUCCGUCUCUCUCGGCCCAGUCAUCACCUUCAUGACCUCCCCCGGACUCAACGUGAUCAUGAAAGGCGCGGUUGCCUCCACCGUGAUCUUCCUCAGCGCUUCCACGACCGCUGCUCUCCACUGGUUCGUGAGCCCUUACGUUCACAAGCUGAGGUGGCAGCCUGGUUCGGAUACUUUUGAGGUGGAGAUGAUGACUUGGCUUGCUACGUUUGCACCGAAGACGCUGAAGUUUUCGGAUAUACGUUAUCCGGACACGCAGAGGCCGUUUGUGAGCUUUAAGGCGGAAGGGGAGUACUACUUUGUGGAUGCGGAGAGGUGCACAAACAAGGCGUUGUUGGCUAGGCUUACUCCUCCUAAGGAUGCACAAGACUCUGCUUUCAAGAAUUUGUGAUCCAGAUUCCAUUUUCCUUUAUCAUACUCUAUGAAUCUUUUUUUGUGUGGAUUAUUGUUGAGUUUGUAACUCUUAUGGAUCACUGGACUACCCGAGAAUGCAAAUAAUAAAAGAGUUUAAGAAUGCAAUUGCUAAGUAA
Brassica oleracea var. oleracea is the source of this 966-nucleotide messenger RNA. RefSeq lists its product as uncharacterized. Bases 99 to 827 code for a protein of 242 amino acids. The transcript has 2 exons. Gene Ontology annotation, cellular component: mitochondrial membrane. Lineage: Eukaryota; Viridiplantae; Streptophyta; Magnoliopsida; Brassicales; Brassicaceae. The record is from RefSeq and is a predicted model, not a curated record. Gene Ontology annotation, biological process: mitochondrial proton-transporting ATP synthase complex assembly.